AUGCACGUCCUCAACAGGAGAGUUUUCGAGACGGACGACAUUGUAAGCAUGAGUCGAGAGCUGUCGCGGCACGUUUCCGCGCGCCCGCCGCAGGAGCGGCGCCGCGAUCUCACACGGCGCCGCGAGCAGUGCGACUCCACGUCGCCCACCGCGGCCUAG
This is a messenger RNA of Emiliania huxleyi CCMP1516, 159 nucleotides long. RefSeq lists its product as hypothetical. Lineage: Eukaryota; Haptophyta; Isochrysidales; Noelaerhabdaceae. Bases 1 to 159 code for a protein of 52 amino acids. The record is from RefSeq and is a predicted model, not a curated record. The transcript has a single exon.